AUGCAUGUACGAUAUUUACAGCACCAGGGCGCAGGUACGGUGCAGUUGCUGUUAAUGCCUGUUACUGUCGCAGCUCAGUGCAAACGGCCUAUGGAACAGUUGGCAAUUAAUGAUGAUGCUGAGAACGAAUUAGAAUCAGUGCCCUUACCGAUACAAACAUUUCUGUGGCGACAAACGAAUCCUUUUCUGGGAGCUAAAAUUGGAAAACUUCAUGAAGCAUCGUGUGUGACAUUUGAACGGGUCGUUGUGCAGAACAUUCUUCAUGGUCUCAGCCCUUCACUUUCUGAUGCCAUCAGUUCUGUUUCACGUUGGCGAUUUGUGCGCGCAGCAUUUCCUCACAUUGUGCAGUGUUGCGCUUCUUUACUGUCUGAAGCAGCUAAACGAGAAAAUGCACCUAUGAGUGGGUCGCUGGUAAAAAUGUUAUACAUUCUGCACUGGCUUCUUCUCGAUUCUGCUAAUGAAUGCAACGAUACUGAUAAUAAAAAGGUGUGGUUACUGAAAUUAUAA
Molecule: messenger RNA, 507 nt
Organism: Thelazia callipaeda (thelaziosis nematode)
Lineage: Eukaryota; Metazoa; Nematoda; Chromadorea; Rhabditida; Thelaziidae
Source: the annotation of a GenBank genome assembly